AUGUUUUAAGCAUCUUCUGAAAAUCAAUCUCAGUUGUCAUAAUAUACAAAUGCUGAUGAACUCUAAGCCAAAUAAAAUAGCAGAUCUAAUUUCAAAUCGAAUGAAUCAAAGCAGGUUAAUUCACAUCUAUAUAAUGGAGGAACUAAUAAAUAUGGAUCAAAUUUUCAUAAAAAGAAAGCAUCAAUUGAUUCAUUUGACGAGAUAGAUACAAUAGAGGCUAAUGUUCCUAUAGCAGAUGAGGAUGAAUAGAAUUUUAUUAACAUCCAGGAUUCUAGUGAAAAUAGACACUUAAAAAAGUCAGAUACACAAUAUAGAAUCAAUUUGCCUAAAGUAAAUAAGAAAGGUAUUUAAAUUGUGAUUAGUAAGGAUUAGACCUCCUAGAUGGUUGGCAACAUUUAGAAACUGAAUCAUAAAUUCUCAAACAAAACUGUGAAGCUAGAAUCGAUCCUGCCAAAUCAAAGUCAGAGUAUUUCGAAAAGGAACUUUGAACGUAAUCUGAAAAAUGCCAAUGAAGAAAUUCAAAGACUAAGGCGAGAGCUAAAUGAAAAAAAUAAGUUACUUGAAAAUUUAUCAUAAGUCGAUUUAUCAACAAGAAGAAUUCCAGAUGGAGUGCAGUCUGUGGCCACUACUCGAGAGCCGAAUCAUUUAGGUGAACGAGAAAUCAAUUCUCAGUUGAUGAAUAGAGAGUUCUAAUUAAGUGGUCUCGAAGUUCACACUGAGAGAAAGAAGUCAGAAUCUACUUUUAGAGUGAGAAAGCUAAAACUUCACAGAGCAAACACAGACUCCCAAGGUCACGAUCUAUCGAGGGCAAACAGCUAACCAGUUUUGCUAUCAAGAAGACAAGUAAACUUCAAUAAGGAUCUCUAGGCUGAUCAUGAAAUGUAAACACAGCCUCUAGACCUUCUAAAUCAUAACACGAAUUACCCCUCAUCGCUUUCUAUGGAGUUUCAGUCUAGAUUAAGUUCUGCAAGUUAAAUUGUCAAUGUAUAGUAAUAGAACUCAACCAGGAAUCAAAAUCCUUUCAGUAGUAAUUAAUAAACACCCUCAAGUCAUCAUAACGCAGCAUAUAGCAGCAGCAACCUGAAUAAUAACAGCAACUAUAGCGUAUCAUAUAGCUUGAACGACACUUUGAAUGACCCUAGGUCCAGAAAGUACAAAACUACCUAAAAAUUUUAGAAUUCACGACCCUAGGAAUCUCCUUAAAAUUUAUCAAGCAUUAAGCUGCCAAGCAUCAAUACCCAGAACAUCAUCAAAUAGUCUAAUUUGAAUCCAAAUCCGUAACUCGGCUCCCUAAAAACAGUAGAUUUAGAUGUGCUUGAGGAAAGAGAUGAGCAAGAAGAGGAUGGAGAUAAACUCACUAGAGAGGGAUUCUACAAAAGUGGAUCUACUUUAGAUUCUGGCACUUUGUAAAAAAUUAAAAAGAAUAACAACUAAAACAGAAAGCUUGCCAAUUCAUCAUCAAAUUAGGCUUUACUAAGCUCUUAAAACUAAAUGAAGUCUACAGCAUUAACUUUAAAUAAACAGCAAUCUGGGGAUUGGAAUAUGACUUAAACACAGUCUAAGUACAAUUCAAUAAAUACUCCAAACAAUAGAAAUUCCUAAUUACAAAUAGCAAAAAAUAACUCUCUGAACUAAACCAACCAAUCAACCCCAAAAAUGAACCUAAAUUUAUAGAAGCAAGCCAAAUCAUAAACUGAAAAGAAUGUUAAGCCCAUUCUUAAAAACAGAAAUCAAUUGAAAGUUUAGCUCAACUAAAAUAAUCAAAUACUUGACUAAGACGAAGAUAGGCUACUCAACCCAGUAAAUGAUGAGAUGUCUCCAAUUCAAAGUUUCGAUCCAGGAUUUGAUGAUGAACCAGAUAUUCCUCUUAGAGGGUAAUAAGUCCCAGGUACUUACCACGCCAAUGGAAAAGAUCCAGUAAAGAGUAGCUACGAGCUUUUACAAGAUCUCUAAAAGAAAGAAAGCAGGGGAACUGGAAACACAAACAAAUAAAUUAAGCUAGAAGAAUCCCCUUCCUUCGCUAAUUCUAACAUAAUGAAUGAUAGCUUAGAAGAAGUCAAAGAAAACAAGCAUUAAUAAGCUCAAAUACUGGCUUCAAUUUUAUAGCAGCAAAAUGAUUUUGCACUUAAUGUGAAAAUGCUGCAAGAGAAUGUGCAAAUUAUGCCUACGUAGCAACUUAAGGAAGGAUAGGGAACUCCUGUAAAGCCUUUGCUUAAGAGGCUAGAAAUAUUUUAUGAAGAUGACGUUGAUGAUGACUACAUAAAUGAAUUCUAGUCUCCUGAUUAAAAUGAAAAAGAUGAGAAUGCUGACAUCAGCAUUGACCACUCAGAUGAUGUCACUCCACUGAUAUUUACAGAGACACUUUACUAGCAGAGCUCUAAUAAUAUCUUUGUUGCUUAGAAGUAGAAAUAAGAGGAUUUAAUUAACCCCUUCGUUUUGUCUGAUUCAGGAAACUAGUUCUAAGAGUCAAUGGACUUUGGAUCCACUGGGAAAGACCUCUCAAACGCUGGAGUGCUCAAUAUAAGGUCAAGUGCUAUGGCUGUUGAUCGAAGUAAUAAUCUUAGAGCCUCAGCAGUGAGAUAUAGCUAGUUAGAAAGUUAACUUAAGAAUUAUUACACUGGUAAUUAGCAUAGACUUACAAACAUCGAAGAGGAAGAUGAACUUUGCAGAUAUUAAAACUCAAGCUUCUCUUUGGCAUAUGGGGGUCGAAGCUCUCAAAGCAUAAUUGCACCUUCAAUUAAAAACGCUGAUGAUCAGAAUGGAGCAAUUAAAUUUCCUGAAAUUUCAAAAUAAAAGCAUUAAUUACUGCAGAAUACUCCAUCAAUGCAGGCAGCUGUCUCUGGUAACAAUAUUAUGAAUAGACAGUAAAACUAGCUAUAACAGUAAUAAAAGCAGUAGAAUGCAGCAACCAUGAAUUAAUUUAGCUAGAAAGUAUAGAAACCCAUUUAGAAGGACUCUUAAGUAAAUUUAUCAUUUAACUAAGAGAACGAAGAUAACUAUAAACAUUGA
Molecule: messenger RNA, 3009 nt
Organism: Stylonychia lemnae
Lineage: Eukaryota; Ciliophora; Spirotrichea; Sporadotrichida; Oxytrichidae
Source: the annotation of a GenBank genome assembly